GAUCACAACAACUGGAAGCUAUUCAUUUCGCGAUUGGCGAUGUUUUGUGGAUAUUUUUUUGGCGGAGCAGCUGUAUUUAUGUUGAUCGAGAAAGGAGAUACGAAUUAUUCUCAUUUUAACAAGACUGCGCUCAUGGAAGAAUUAAUACGAAACGUCACAAACAAGUACAAUAUAUCGGUUGACCAGUUUGAAGAUCUUACCGAAGAAAUUCUGAAAAUAGCCAGUAAAAAGCCAAACGCACCUUGGAACUACUUUAAUUCUCUUUCGUAUGUCCUGCAUCUUCUAACUACAAUAGGAUAUGGUACCAUUACACCAAAGACAAAAGAAGGCCAAAUAGUCACAAUCUUUUAUGGCCUCUUUGGAAUACCACUGACUCUUCUGACAUUAAAGGCAAUGGGAUCUCAUUACAACGAAACCAUGAUGAAAAUCAUAACAGCAAUAGAAGUCAAGUGUCUCAAGCGAAACCAUGUCAAACAGAUGGAACUCAAGAUAGUUCUUUUCAACUUGUGUAUUACAUUUAUUUAUCUGUUUUUAUCUGCUUUGAAGUCGGUGUCAACAGACAAGUACACGUACCCCCAAUCAGUGUACGUUUGGUUCAUCACUAUGACAACCGUAGGAUUUGGAGACUUCGUUCCUAAAGUUGGUGCAGAUGGUACGUCUUUUUAUAAUAUUCUACUUGGUUUGUGUUUUAUGUCGGGAACUAUUGAUGCGAUGGUGUCAUAUCAAGAAAAAAAAGAUGGAGUAUCUAAGCCAAGUAGAUGGAGCUGCCUUUCCUGCUGUAACAGAAAAUCCUCCUCGCUGCAAAUUCAAUCAGCCAGCAACAAUACUAGUAAUCAAACAUCUAUUGAACUUAAAGGCGAAGAGUUAGUUCAUCCAAACAACAAGCAAACUCAAACCCCUGGGAUAUUUAAUCAUUUUGCACAGUAUGAUGAUUAAAAACAUCCACAAUAGUUUAAAUCCCAAAAAAGUCGUACAGUCGCCGUUAAGAUGAGAUGAUACAAACCACACUGCAAUAUACCAGACUAACCACAUCUAUCAUGCACAUAUAUCAAUUCAGUAUUUAUAUAUAUUAUUAGCAUUUUUAUCAUACAUUUGUGCUAGCUUUUUUGUGACCAGGUCUGCAUGACAAAACUCAAAACUUGUUAGCAUUGAGUUCUUGGAUAUCUGCAAUGUGGCGUCGAGCAAAAAUAUAAACAGACUGCAAGGGAAACCUUGCAUUUUGCGAAAUAACUAAAAGGAGUCUGUAAAUUUUCGCAAUUAAACUAUAGAAUUCACGAGCGGAAACUAAAAGGUGAUUACUUCAAAUUUGAAUGUACUACGUAUGAUGUUAUAUUCACGGG
Messenger RNA from Actinia tenebrosa (Australian red waratah sea anemone), 1340 nucleotides. Its product is annotated as potassium channel subfamily K member 15-like. Gene Ontology annotation, molecular function: outward rectifier potassium channel activity; potassium ion leak channel activity. Gene Ontology annotation, biological process: potassium ion transmembrane transport; stabilization of membrane potential. NCBI's taxonomy places the organism in Eukaryota, Metazoa, Cnidaria, Anthozoa, Actiniaria, Actiniidae. Gene Ontology annotation, cellular component: plasma membrane. The record is from RefSeq and is a predicted model, not a curated record.